Chenopodium quinoa (quinoa) is the source of this 1164-nucleotide messenger RNA. Its product is annotated as MAP7 domain-containing protein 1-like. The record is from RefSeq and is a predicted model, not a curated record. The transcript has 5 exons. Lineage: Eukaryota; Viridiplantae; Streptophyta; Magnoliopsida; Caryophyllales; Amaranthaceae. The coding region runs from base 1 to 1164 and encodes 387 amino acids.
AUGGCCAGAAAUAGGGAAACAGCUAUGGACCCCAAUUACAGAGGCGGAGACUCAAAUGAGUUAUCGCCUGAAAGACAAGGCCCAGACGAGGCAGUUAGAGAACCAUUCGGCGGCACCCCCACCCCAAGCGAUAGUAUUCUAGGCUCCUACAACGAGGAGACCUCUCCGGCUCAGGAGGCUGAGAAGCCAGAGGCCGCCAAUGAGGGUCCCAACUCCCCAUCCGGCUCUAAUGACGGUCGGGUUGAAAGAAAAGAAGCUAAAAACAUGUUGCCCACCGCCAAGACACCCGCGAAAAAGGCUUCAGAUAUCCGCAAGGAGAAUCUGGAGAAGAAGCUUGCCGCUCAGGCGGCUAAAAAGGAUGGGGGUGCUUUAGCUAUGCCGUCUGUUGAAGAACCUGCACUUAAGGUGCAGAGAACCACUUCCACCGCCCGGGCAACAACCGGCGGUAAAUCAAUAAAUACCCCAGGCAGGUCUAACACUGAAACGGCCUUGAAAGAGUAUACUCAUCUGGUUUUUCUACUAAUACCGGUUGUGUUGUUGUUGCGGGCACUGCUCCGCAUGGAGGGGCUCAAGAAGGCCUACAUCCGUAAGCAGGAAGAGGCGAAUCAGGUCAAGUCCCUCCAACAGGCCCUCAAAGAGUCGAAGACAAAAAUAGACAACCUCCAGGCAGCCCUUGAUAAUGCUGAAGAUGAGCUUAAGAAGCACGAGGAGCCCCUCAAGCGUCUUGAUCAGGCAAAGAAGAGCAGCAAACGGCUGCAACUAGAGAAUGACAGCCUGAUCAAAGAGGCUGUUGAUACUCAUCGCAACUUCCAGACCAUCCUUGAAGCUGAUCAGAACCAGCUCAUUGAGGAGAAUGAGCGGGACUGCGAGAGCCGUAUGAAGAGGGCGUUCUCCAUCAUCCACCCGGGUGCAGACUACAACGUGUGGGAGCUCGCCUACAAAUACGCAGACCUGGCCAUUCUAGCUGAGGAGGAGGGCAAGCCGAGGCCCGAACCAUAUGAGCAAUGGGUGGACGCUGAGUUCCAACGAAUGCAGGCGGAAGCGGCUGCUAUGGAGGCGGCAGUCGAGGAUCAUGUUGCUCCCGGCUCCGUUCCUACCACCAACCCUGCUCAUACGGAGGGUAACCAGGCGGAGGGUGACCGGGUGACUAUGCAGCUAGAGUAG